AUGACCACUCAAGAUGAACCCCAACAAAGAGUAAUAAGUCAACCUAUAGAACUACAAAAGCUAUCCCUCGUAAACAAACAACAAAAGAAUGCUUCUUCUACGGUUUCCACACCAACAAUCCCGAAGAAACCUAUAAAUAUGCAAAUUCCAAUAACGUCCCCCGUGAAACCAAUCGAUUUCUCCACGGAUGACGACAACGACUACGAUGACGAUUACGAAGAAGAAGAAAGUUAUGUAAUGGCUUCACCCACGAGGAAGAAUCAGAACGCAACUGAUAAUGAAGAUUUGAUUUAUCAAUUGGCUUCGAAACAGAGGGAAAUUACAGAAUUGGAAGCAUUGUUGAAUAAAGCAAGGGACCAGUUGAAAUCUUUGGAGAUACAAUUUAGAGAUUCCUUGCCAAGGGAUGGUCCGGUACAAUUGGGGGCCUCCAACAAGGUUUGGUUGAGUGUCAUGCAGAGGAAGAUCAAUGAGGUUAAUAACUCUCCCAACGUCAUCAGAGGGAAGAAGAGUAUAAGUAAUUUCUUUACAAAUACGGCAAAUACUGUUAAUGCCAAGUACAACAAUAUGCAGACGCAGACGCAAACACAAAGACCCGUGCCACCACCACCAUCAAGAUCGAAAACAAGAGGUGGUACCUUCUUAUCAAGUCUUGUGGAAAAGUUUAAUGAGUUCAACGUGGAUGAGGCGGAGGAAGAUGAAUUUGAUGAAUCACAUAGCAACGUGAGGGACAAGUUUUAUUUGAAAGAACAAUUCGGAUGCGAAGAGGAUGAAGACGUUGAGGACACCAUAGCAGACGAACCACUACAUAACAUGGAAAGCAUCCCAGCAAGUGUCUUCCAAAGAUAUGGUGGUCGAUGA
Messenger RNA from Naumovozyma castellii, 858 nucleotides. RefSeq names its product Acf4p (gene ACF4). The record is from RefSeq and is a predicted model, not a curated record. NCBI's taxonomy places the organism in Eukaryota, Fungi, Ascomycota, Saccharomycetes, Saccharomycetales, Saccharomycetaceae. The transcript has a single exon. The coding region runs from base 1 to 858 and encodes 285 amino acids.